GCUCCUCGGGAUGAUGAUGGCGUCCCAGUGCACGGAGCAAGCCGUGCAGGAGUUCCUGAUGGAGAGAGGAGGGAGGGUCCAACAGAUGGAGCUGAUUGAUCAUUUCCUAUCAAUCUGGGGGAAGAAUGACCAGUCUAAGGAAGGCGUGGAGCGUGAGAUGCUGACCCGCAUCGUGGACAACGUGGGAUUCGUGAAGGUGGAAAACGGCGUGACAUUUGUGUGUUUGAAAGCUGAAGGCAGCGAGGUGUCGGUGAUGCGUACGGACACGGACGCUGAGUGCAACGGUAAUAUCCAGGAGACAGUGGACGACAACAACUAUGUGAACGGCAACCCUGACAACGGAGACCAAACAGGAGCAUCCAGCUCAUUGGCUGUCAGUCUGGACAAUGACAAACAGUCAAAUGGCAACGGGCAACCUGCAGACCCCUCCCCGAAUAAUAAGACCAACACAGCAGCUCCUACCUCCAGUGGAGGAGGGGAGGUGAAGCUGAGGGAGAGGAGGAGGCGCGAGUCGGCCCCGGUGAUCGGGGUGCCAGAUCUGGACCAGGCUCACCCUGCAGGGUUGCACAGCCAGCAGGUGAGAGGGGCACGCAGGGUAUCCAAAGGGUCCCAGCGGGCCAUGCUGAUCAGCUGCCUAUCUGAGGACAGCGCCUUGGAAGGGCUGGACCCUAUUGGAGAUAUCAACACACCCAAGGGAAGUCGCAGGAACUUCAUAGAGCUGAUGAUGAGCAGUUCUCCUCAGGUUCGGAGGUCUCUGAUCAACCGCGGCUCACGCCUCCGGGACUCAGUGAAGAGCGAUGGAGAUUCGACAUCGCUCCUCUCCUCAGCCACUGAUGAGGACUGCGCCUCAGUGACCCUGGACCCACUGGAGCACGAGUGGAUGCUGUGCGCCUCAGAUGGCCUGUGGGAAAGCCUGCAGCCCCUGCUCGCUGUGGAGCCUUGCCUAGUGGCCAAGAGAGACUUUGUGACGGGCUUUACGUGCCUCCACUGGGCGGCUAAGCAGGGCAAAGCUGAGCUUCUCUCCCAGCUGCUGGUCUUUGCCAAGGAGAACGCUAUACCUGUGAAUGUAAAUGUGAGAUCAAGCGCUGGAUACACACCGCUACACCUGGCAGCUAUGCACGGACACACACAGGUGGUUCGUGUGUUGCUGUCAGACUGGGAGGCAGACCCUGAGGCUCGAGAUUACAGCGGGAGGCGAGCCAUCCAGUACCUGUCCCCCCCGCUGGCCGCUGACCUGCAGGAGGAGGGGGUGGUCCUCUCACCGGGAGCUGAGUCAGACAACGAAAACACUAACAGCAGCAGCGGUGGAGGGCGCGGAUGGCGGUUUCCCAGAGUCCUCACGGGCAAUCUGAACCCGCUGCGGCUCUUGAACCCGCCCUCAGAGGCAGCAGAGGAAGCGGUCGCGACUGGAAGGACCAAGGGGGGAAUCCAGAGGAAGUCAUCCCUGAGCCGGCUGAACGCCCGGCUGCACAGAGGACGCCACCGAGCCCAGAUCAUUCACAGCGCUUCCUUCAGGGACCCGGGGGAAGUGGGAAGAGGAGAGGAGCUCCCCAGCAGCCCUCUCCGAACCCGACCACUGUCCAACCUGUUUGGAUGAAGUUACACAACUCUGAACCAGCGAUGUAGAGAUAUAAACCAGUCUGACAUCUUUUGAUUUACAAAAUACAGUUUACUCACCUUUAUAAGCUGUCAGGUCAGACAUUUUUAUGACCAAAUUCAGAGUAUACAUCCUAAUAUAUCACGUCAGGCUGAUUUAAAAAGUUUUAUUAAAUAGGAUUUUAAAUUAAUAAAUGACAAAUGUUUGUUUGUCUAAAAAUCUAACUUAUUUUUGCUCCUCUUGCAGUUGUUAGGCUUAUGUUGAUCACUGGGGAUAGGUCACAGUUCAUGUAGCAUUUUAUUUGACACAGCAAUUCACUGAGUUAAAACUGAACUUCUGUUCUGUGAAUUGCUCUUUACUUUUGUUUUCUACAAUGUUUUUAGGCUCUGUUUCAGAGCAGAUAGCAAACAUUACACCAGGUGUUUUUUUAGUUUUAAUACUUUACACUAGAACAAUGUUUACACAAAUGCAAAAGCAACAACCAGGAUUGUAUGAGAACUUUAGUUUCGACUCACAGCGGUGAGGGAUUUGAAAAUACCGUUUAGGUUUGAUUCCACACAGUUAUCCCAAAUUUUGUUUUUGUUUGCAGAGUAAAGUAAUAUAUUCAUAGAACUAAUUUUCUACAUUUCAACCUCCUUUGACUGGAUGGUGCUGACGUUUUUUUUUGUUUUUUUUUUGUAAAUUUCUCUAAUGUGAAUGAAUCUUUUUAUUUUUCAGUAUCAGAUUUUAGUAUUCAAACUGUUAUAACCACAGAACUCUUGUAUGUCCAAACAACCAUGUACAGAUGUCCUGUUUGCACUUGUCACUUUGAAGAUAGUUUGUGAUUAUGGGAGAAAACAGCUAGGUAGGGUGCGGGGGGCUCCGGGCUGUCAUGGCUUUAGUUAGAUCCGAGUAUCUUUAUAAAGACUGAUACACAGUUACACAGUAGGACUGUUUCACACGGUGGAAGCACAUGGAGCACUGAUGUUGUUUAUGUGAGUUUUUCUGCUGACUAUAAUGUACCUCAAAUCCUCUGAGUCUGGUUCACUCAGUUUUACAUUUCUUCAUGGACCUCUUAAUAGCAGACUGCAGUGUCUUCAUCAGGCAGAAUUGGCUCAUGUCGAAGUCUCAUUUAAGUUUUAGUUAAACAGAGUAGCACUGAUUUGUAUUACAGUAAAAAUGCAAUCAAACAAACUGAUUCAUAUCCACCAUAUCAGUCUGGACCAGAUUUUAUACUUGCCCUUUAUUGGCCUCUUGUAUUGAUCUAACCUUGCAUGUACACAAUCAUUUGUUCAUUAAUUAUGUCAUUAUGUGAAUAGUAAAGAGUCUAGACCAGUAUAUGCUGUAUCUGAGGAGCACAUUGACUUUUUGACUGUUUUCCCAAAUAUGUGAACCUUACUUAUACCUGACUAUUGGAUCAAUGACACAUUUUAAAUUUCAUGAAUGUUCCUUUAGUACUUUGUAGCAUUUGUACUCAAAUCAUAGGGCUUCAUGUAAUUGACUCUUGAUGUAGAAAUGUAUUGUACAAACCUACCUUGGGGAAAUGUAAAUGCUGUGCACUGUUAAUUUUUAUGUC
Molecule: messenger RNA, 3152 nt
Organism: Morone saxatilis (striped sea-bass)
Lineage: Eukaryota; Metazoa; Chordata; Actinopteri; Moronidae
Gene: sowahca
Product: sosondowah ankyrin repeat domain family Ca
Exons: 4
Coding region: 11-1597 (528 amino acids)
Molecular function (GO): protein binding
Source: RefSeq, a predicted model, not a curated record